GUUUGGACACAUUUUCAAUUUGAUUUUACACUUACUUUAAUUCAAGGAUAUUCAGGAAAUUCAAUUUAACCAGACUAGGGGCAAAAAAGGGAGUAAACAACUUAACAGAGCUGUAAGGUCAUUGGCUGUUCUACUGUACAACCACUAAGCUAGUAACGCACACAGAGAGUUUUGAUAUACUGUUAAUUGGCAUUGAUUUUCUACAAGUUAAAUACUUAAAUCUUAUUUCCAGCAACAUGAAUCUAACAAUAACUUCAGAAAACUGCAUAUUCAACGCUACCAACAGUACCUUAUGCAUGGCGAACACAGCAGCCAAGUUUUCGUUACCUCGAAUGGUUCUCACUGUUGUUUACACAACUAUCGCAGGUGUUUCUUUUUCUGGAAAUGGUCUUCUUUGUGGAAUCAUUCUGCGCAAGAGGAAAAUGUUGAAAAAGAACUACAAUGUUUUAAUUUUCAACCUUGCAAUUGCGGAUGCUUUUUUAACAGGAAUAUUUAUAGUGGCCACGCCCGACUACGUUUUCAUCCGUAGGAAAUAUCCUUUCCCAGAAAGCCUUGUGGGUGAGAUAUUCUGUCGUCUGGUCGGUUCAACAUAUAUUCUCUUCAUCUUCGGCAAGGCGUCAAACCUGACAAUCAUGUUUCUGGCCAUUGACCGUUGGUAUUCCAUCGUUAAACCGAUUGYUUAUAAAACCAAAUUCAGCAGAAACCGUUUGUACUGGUAUAUUGCCCUUAUAUGGUUUAUAAGCUGCCUAACUCAAAUCAAUGAAUUAUUCAUCACUUUUGUGAAUGAGGGACUCUGCGAUUUUCAAGCCCCGUUCUACGAYAGCGAAGUCGAAAGAAUCCUUAUCCUAACGCACGUGACCUUGACGUUCCACAUUCCAAGCAUAAUCACGUGGUGCUCAUUUGCGCAUAUUGUGUUGCACAUGCGCAAAGCAGCGUUCAGACGUAGUCAUAACAACCUGAAGGCUACGCAUAGGCUACUGCGCAUGUGCGCUUUGGCCGCGUUAUUCCUAUCAAUCUGCUGGCUACCAACAGAGACUUUCUUCGUUCUGUUCAAGUUUAAUGUGUACAAGUUGCCGUUUACUGCUUCGUUAACUCUCAGUGUUCUGGCCAUGUUUAAUUCUUGUGUAAACCCUUGGAUUUACUGUCUAAGCAACAAGGAAUACAGGCGAGAAUUCCUUAAGCUAUUGUGCUGUUCAGGAACCAAUGGAGUUYCACUGCCGAGAUUAUUCACAAGGGUCUCUUCCUCUCAAAGUCAAUAUUCUUUCAGCAACGUGGCUUCUUUGUCAACAAACGUGAGCCUCUCUAAUCUGGACGUCGAACUCUCGUUUACGAACAAGUCACGUGACUCUGUGGUUGGCCAAUGGGAUUCUUCUGAGGCGACUUUGAAGAGAUAUUCUUACCAGGAAACGGGAUUUGACAAUCUAUCUAAUGGAUUAGCCAAUCAUAAACUUUAAUAUCAACAGAACCAAAUGAAGUAAGUCACUUAUGGCGCCAAUGAAAUAAGUAACAGCAAAUGGCCUUCAAGGAUUAAUCAAUUAUAAGCUUUAAAGUAAACAAUACAAAUAAACUGGGCUUACAAUACGGCGAAUACGGCGCCGAUGAAACAAACAUUACAAGAAUAAGUUUAAUUUAAGAAGAGCGAAAUUCAAUUUCUUUUGAAUUCAAUUUAUGUUAUGAAGAGAAGGCCACAUUGCCGAUUAGAAAUGUUGAUGGAAAUUUUGUUAGUCUAAUCUUUUCGCAUGCAGUUUAAGAACUUUUACUGAUAUUUUUUCUCAGGCAUUAUGGCCAAUACUGUAUCUGAGAAAAAAAGCUAAAAUGAAAAGCCGACACUGAAAAUAAAAAAAUAUAAAAAUGAUGUAUAAUAAUAAUAUACAAAUUUAUCGAUGUUGUCAAAUAUCUCAGGUGACUCUAACUGUUGAUAAUAA
Messenger RNA from Exaiptasia diaphana, 1925 nucleotides. Its product is annotated as somatostatin receptor type 5-like. The transcript is spliced from 2 exons. Gene Ontology annotation, molecular function: G protein-coupled receptor activity. Gene Ontology annotation, biological process: G protein-coupled receptor signaling pathway. NCBI's taxonomy places the organism in Eukaryota, Metazoa, Cnidaria, Anthozoa, Actiniaria, Aiptasiidae. The record is from RefSeq and is a predicted model, not a curated record. Gene Ontology annotation, cellular component: membrane. The coding region runs from base 237 to 1454 and encodes 405 amino acids.